UGGCCUAAUUGAGUACAACUAGACCACGAAACUGACAACUACAUCGGUGUACCAUUUAUUUAUCUAUAUUUAAAUACCAAGUUUCUUUAAGUAUUAGUCGUAUAAGAGAUAUGAAUGAGGACCACUUCGUUCUCUCUCGAGGUCCUGGCCCUGCUGUUCCUAACGCUGAUCCCUUGGCCGGGGCCGUCGGUCUUCAAGAUCACCUGCUCACGUGACAACUCCAAAAUUGUGCGGAAGGUCAUCCAAAACAAAUGGCUCCCCGUUUUAGAAAGGUUUCAAGUAAAGCUGCCAUUGGAGUGCCCGUUCCACCCCGCGCGAGACAUAUUCGCGCCGCAGCACGACGCCAAGAUGCAGCACCGGCCCUCGCAGUGGACCUGCGCCUUCUGCGGCAAGUCCUUCUACGAGGAGCGCCACCUCGACACACAUUUCGACCAGCGACACAAGAACCAGAUUAACAGGGCGGAGGAUGCAGUAUGCCUAGCGGAGUACUGCGAUAUAAUGCGGUGCCAAGUUUUGGUAGCGCAUGGGCUUCUAAACGGCGGUGGCGGGCCUAGCACUGAUAUGGAAGUGUGGCAAGAUGCAGAGGCGGCGCGUAAGGCGCUAGCGCCCGCUGCGCCGAGAUCCGUGGCUCGCGUGCCGGCGCGGCGACGCCGUCCACGUGCUGUCCAGUCGCACCCUGUCAGAGACUGCCCGUCGACUGAACUUGAUCCUGAUAUUGUAGAGCCAGAAGAGAAACGCACAGAGGACAGCGAAGGCGACGCGAAUCAGACCUCUGAGCUAUGCGACGCAGACACGGUGGAGUCUUCUCUGCCACCCGACAGCAGGCAGCGGCGACUGGCCGACCUGCAGGCGGAGCGUGCUGCCUGCGACCCAGCGCGUCUUCAGCUACUCAAAGUGCGGUGUGAGCGAGUGGUUCAUUCCUGCAUCGCCACUUUGUUGUUGCAUCUCACGCAACAUCAGUUCACAGAACUUGAAGACGAGAUGCAGCGCGCCGUGUGCUGGUACCUGAGCUGCGACCGCUACUGGGAGGACACGGCGCCCACCGCGCGCGCCUUCCCCUGGCCGCUGCUGCUGGCGCUAGCCACCGGGCUCGCGUUGGCUUUAUGCAUGUGCUAUUACAUCAUCUGGAUCGUGUUCGAUUCUGAGGAGGGCAGCGUGGCGGGCAGCGCGUCGGUGUCGAUGACGACGCACUCGUCGCCCGCGCGCGCCGAGCGCCUGGCCGCCGAGGAGGCGCUGCUGGACGACCCCGACCACGACGACCACUACAUCUACGUCACCUACCCGCCCGAGCUCAAGCGCCGCCUGCUCGAGAGCUGCUACAAUAGAACAACUCGCCUCUGAGACCCGACGUGUCCACCUUAUUUCGUCGUGCAUGCACCUUAUUUCUAUGAAGAAAGUAGAUUAUUAGUGUGUAGAUAUUUUUAGUA
Molecule: messenger RNA, 1427 nt
Organism: Cydia amplana
Lineage: Eukaryota; Metazoa; Arthropoda; Insecta; Lepidoptera; Tortricidae
Exons: 9
Coding region: 115-1341 (408 amino acids)
Source: RefSeq, a predicted model, not a curated record